Messenger RNA from Bursaphelenchus xylophilus (pine wood nematode), 2456 nucleotides. NCBI's taxonomy places the organism in Eukaryota, Metazoa, Nematoda, Chromadorea, Rhabditida, Aphelenchoididae. The record is from the annotation of a GenBank genome assembly.
AUGUCACAACUGGAUCUCAAUGCGACGGAGUUGGUCUUCGAGUAAGUAAAUAAGCGCAUUUACACUACUGGAACACGGAGAGAGAACACAAAUAAUUGAAUGAUUGCAAAAACCACGGCCAAUUUGUGAGGGAAUUGCAGGCCGCGAAGAUUCGGCCGAUUCCUUGGACCGCGAACAAACGGGAUUAGAUAAAAGGGCGACGAAAACUGGGAUCAAUCAACCCAAGUCACUGUUUUAUUGAGGAACCUGAGGUUAAAGGGUUUCCGUCGAUGAUUUUAGAAGGGCGCUUCCUUUGAUUUAAGCUAUUUUGGGCAUUGACUAUGUUCUUUUUAUUAUAGUAUAAUAGUUUAUAAAUUUUGAAAAAAACUUGAAAGUGUUAUAAUCAUCUCUAAUACAAUAAGAUUUUAUAUUUUCAGGAUGGCAGGGGAAUCCUUUUCUUUGUUGUCAGUUCUCUCCGUCUCCGCCAUUAUCACGACAAUAUCCCUCUUCUUCUGUGGAAUGUAAGUGUAUUCCCCAACUUUUAAUAUUCCAAUAUUUUCAGUCCAAUUUGUAUCGAAAUAAAACGAAGGAAGAGUACGAAUGAGAUCUCCGGAUUUCCUUUUAUUAUGGGAUUUUUGGGGUAAGUAGUACAGUAAUCCCAUUGUAGAAGACAUUACGUGAUAUCUAACUGUCUACUUUCAGAGGGAGUUUUUGGUUGCGAUACGGAGGUCUUAGAGAGGACAUGACCAUGAUUACUGUGAACUGUGUGGGUGUUACGAUGAUGUUUCUAUACAUCUUAUUCUUCAUCUUUUAUUCUGAAUCUAAGGUAAGGCUCCCCUUCAUAACUCUAAAGCUGUUUAGUUGGGUAUUUCGAUCCAAUUGGGUCUUGUGACAUCAGCGAUUGGAGCCAUGCUGGUCUUGGUGGAGAUGUUUGGAAUGGAAUGCAUCGAUGUUCUGGGCCUUGUUUGUAUGACCUUUAACAUUGUCAACUUUGGUGCACCACUAGCUGGCAUGGUAUGUUUAUUUAUUUACAUAUAUAUUUCUUCAAACUUAUGUUGUUGCAUAAUUUUACGCAAAAAUUCAUUAAUUUGAUUUAGAAAGUAGUGUUUUCCAAGAAAUGCUGUGAUUCGAUGCCUCUUCCCUUGUGCACGGCCAACCUUCUAGUCUCUUCCCAAUGGUGUCUUUAUGGAGUUCUGGUCAAAGAUAUCUACAUCAUCAUCCCCAACGGGGCGGGUGUUGUCUUGGCCUUUUUCCAGAUCUCCCUGUUCCUCUUUUUCCCCAGAACACCUGGAGGCAAAGCGCCGUUGUCUUCUUGCGUCACUUUUGUCAAUGAUCUGGAAAUUAUGGAAGCUCAAGGUAAGAUUUUUUGACCGGCAGGACUUUUUGGUUAAAAUUAUUUAACCCGAUUUCUGAAGAAUAUGUUUUUGCCAAAAAAUCAUCGAACUUCGAGAACUCUACUGUCUCAAUGGAGUUCUGAACCAUUUAGAAAAGAGGCUGUCCCUACAGUAGGGCCGGUACGGCUCGAUGACAUUUCGGGUCGACGACACUUCGGGUCAGCGACGUUUCGGAUCAAAUAUACAUUUGCGUAGUAUUAUACCGGAAAAUGGGCGGUUGAAGUUUUGAAAACGCCUGGUCAAGUCGGCGAAGGUUCGGCGAAAUAUUUUUUAAAUGAAGCAUCGCUGUUUUAACUUUAAAAUGAAUUUUUUCUAAAGUGCGGUAUUGUUAUCUAAGAAACUGCCGACCCUCCACUGUUAAUUCACCAUGGCUUGUCCUGUUCCCUGGACAAACGUAUCCCCAAUCUGACCCGAAAUGUCCCUGGCUCAAAUUUCUGUAGUGCCGAAAAGAAUAAGGCCCGAGGGAAUAUAAAAAACAUCUGCCGAAUUUACGUUGACUAACUUCUAUCACUAACUACUCAGUUAUUGUUAAUUUUAUUAUUUCAUGGCUUUAAUUAAUUUAUUUUAUUUUCGCAGUGGAGAAAAACUUUGCCUUGGACGAAAGUUUCCUCACCAACUCUGACGCAAAGCUUAUCGUUUAAGUUGAUAUAACAUCAGCCACCAGGUAAAGCUGGAAAUGACGUCAUUCCAAAACCUAAUCAUCAAUUACAGAUGCAAAGACUUCAUCGCCGGACAUCUGGCUGACCCGAGGCUCUCUUAAACAGUCUAGUUUACCAACUUCAAUGUGAGUUCGAAUUUACUUAUUUUUAUGAAUAUUACUAUUAAAUGCGCCACUACUCUUAUUUUUGCAGUAGGAAUCCCUUAUCCACCCAAAACUCUGCUCAAAUCCAAGACGGUUCAUUCGCAGACUCAGCGUCGACGUUCACAACUACGGCUCCCACCUUGUCCAUCAUAUCAGCCAGACCCUCCGACCGACCCCAAUUCCAUUUCGACCGAAUUCGAGAAAUCGAUUACUUAGAUAACCGCUGGUCGGUGAAUGAGUUGAAGAGAUCUAAUAGCGCCCCUUCCAUCCACAAUAUCUAG